UCUCUCAAAAAAUCAUCUUCAUUCUCCGAUCAAAGGCGGCGAUCAACCACCUCCUCAACUGUAUAUAAAACACAAACCCAAUCCAAUUCAGCUUUUCAAUCUUCGAUCUCUCCAUCACAUAUUUCCCUUCCCAAAUUAGAAUCAUAGAAGCGUUCUACACUCAAUCACGCAUAAAAUGGAGGCCCUCACCACCACAUCCGCCGCCGCCGUAUCGCUGGCGAUGUUCUCCACCGAUAAAUUCAGAGACCCUUCUUCCCGGCGAGCUCUGCGCUUCUCCACCUCCGCCAAAAAUGAUAGAAACAGCGGCAACGGCAACGGCGAUCCCGAUCUCAAGCUCGUCCCAAUCCUCGGAAAUCAUACGCUUUCGGAGGAUGCGGCGAUGGGGCUGGUUCUGAGCGCGGCCAACGUGAGGGGAUGGACGACCGGGUCGGGUAUGGAAGGCCCGUCGUCGCCGGCCGGGUCGGGCCUUGAUUCGGGAAUGGAGCGUGUGUCCACUUUCCCGUGGUCACUCUUCACUAAAUCUCCGCGGCGGCGGAUGCGCGUGGCCUUCACGUGCAACGUCUGUGGCCAGCGCACAACCCGGGCGAUCAACCCACAUGCCUAUACCGACGGCACCGUCUUUGUUCAGUGUUGUGGAUGCAAUGUAUUCCAUAAACUGGUGGACAAUUUGAAUCUUUUCCACGAGAUGAAGUGCUAUGUGGAUCCAAGCUUCAAUCCAAAUGCGAACGAUGGCAUGAGCUUCAAGUUCUUUGACAUGGACGAGGACGAGGACAAGGGCGAUGAUAUCUUUCCGGGUAUAUGAGAGGUGUGACUUGUAUUUGUAUACUCAACUUUGUUCUACAUUCUAUUGACUGUAACAUAGUGUUUGUAGAUAGUGAUAAUGUGAUCUUGGUGUUGCCACAAUAAAUAGCAUACAUGUGUAAAGCUUAGUGUUUGAUAUAUAUCAGUAUACUUGGGUUUCUCCAA
Salvia hispanica is the source of this 966-nucleotide messenger RNA. RefSeq lists its product as uncharacterized. The record is from RefSeq and is a predicted model, not a curated record. Gene Ontology annotation, cellular component: mitochondrion. Gene Ontology annotation, molecular function: zinc ion binding; protein-folding chaperone binding. Lineage: Eukaryota; Viridiplantae; Streptophyta; Magnoliopsida; Lamiales; Lamiaceae. Gene Ontology annotation, biological process: protein import into mitochondrial matrix; protein folding; protein stabilization.